AUGAAAGCCAAGUGCCAAAUGAAGAGAAUGACCUACAGCUUCAGGUCACAGAAAUGUUUCAGGGGAUGCAUAGUAGAGGAGGAGGAGGAGGGUGACCAUUAUAUGGAGCUUGGUGUUGAGCAUGAGGGAGAUGAUCCAGUUGGAGCUGAUGAAGAGUGGAGGUAUUUCAAUAAGUUUGGGGUCAACCCAAUGGUUGACAAGUCACAGUGGCCUAUUGUUGAUCCCGAAUUUGUAAUGGUGCCUCUGAAGCUUGAAAGGUCUAUAGGUAGGUCAAGAGUGAAGAGGAUCAAACGUAAGAGUGAGCCAGGAAAAAGGGGUCCUUACCAAUGCAAAAAAUGCUUUCAGUUUGGGUAUAUUGAGAAGGGUUGUAGUGAGCCGCCUACUGAACUCGCUGUUGAAUUGCCAUCGGCAGUUCCUACUAAUUCAAGGAAAAGGAAAGAAAAGGGCAGUACAUCUAGUUGCAAAAAAGCUCCCAAAAAAUCCAAGAAAGUAUCUGCACCUUCUACUUCCUUAGUCACACAACCACCUGUUAGUCCAGGGCCAACAACAAAAAGGAUGUCAGCUUCCACUAGUCCUCUCAGUCCAGGACCUACAACAAGGAGCAGGGCAGCAACAGACAUAUCCCUAGGAGGAAUUGCAAGAAGGCUUAUUGUAGGCUAA
This is a messenger RNA of Miscanthus lutarioriparius, 660 nucleotides long. The record is from the annotation of a GenBank genome assembly. NCBI's taxonomy places the organism in Eukaryota, Viridiplantae, Streptophyta, Magnoliopsida, Poales, Poaceae.